This is a messenger RNA of Vollenhovia emeryi, 1728 nucleotides long. It is a transcript of the gene Trmt6, whose product is annotated as tRNA (adenine(58)-N(1))-methyltransferase non-catalytic subunit TRM6. Bases 149 to 1570 code for a protein of 473 amino acids. The record is from RefSeq and is a predicted model, not a curated record. The transcript has 2 exons. Gene Ontology annotation, cellular component: nucleus; tRNA (m1A) methyltransferase complex. Gene Ontology annotation, biological process: tRNA methylation. Lineage: Eukaryota; Metazoa; Arthropoda; Insecta; Hymenoptera; Formicidae.
AAAAGGGCGGAAACGGCGGAGAAUGCAUCGCGAGAUGCAUGUGGCGAUGAUCGCGGAGGAAGGGGUGGCGAGCGUUAAAGGGCCGGACAUGCGGAGAACGCGAACGAGCGACUGAGGUGAUCUGACCGGUAGGAUAAUCGGCGGGACGAUGAACGCUAUCGCGGAGGGCACGUGCGGGUCCGCGGAGGACGUGAUCGCGGUAGGCAGCCACGUGAUAGUGAAGAAACAGGACUUCAGCAAGAUAUACAGGGUAUCGGAGAACGGUGUUCUGACGCUGGGGAAAGACCAGAGGGUGGAGAUGCGCGAGAUCGUCGGCAAGCGGUUCUGGAGCAUCUUCGAGAUGGUGCCGUUACCCGACAGCAAGGGCACCUUCACCCUCAGGCUGGCGGACCAGGUGGAGUCGUGGGACGGUCUCAAGGGCGAGACGAGCGGCUACGACAAUCGCUCCAUCACGGACGACGGUACGUCCCAGCGGCUGUCCAAGGAGGAGAUCCUGCAGCUGCAGGAGGCUGGCAAGACCGGCAAGGAGAUCAUUGGCAGCCUCAUUGAGAACAGUAGGUCCUUCGUCGCCAAGACGGAGUACUCGCAGGAGAAGUACAUCAAGAAGAAGGAGCGCAAGUACCUCAAGUUCCUCACGAUACACAAGACGUCUAUAUUGUCGCUGCACGAGGUCUACUUCAAGCGGAAGCACGAGAAAAUCGGCGGGCUGCGAAUGGACGCUCUGGCGCAGAUGCUGUCCUACAGCGACGUGCAAUCAGACGGCCUGCACCUGCUGUACAGCAGUGGAUUUCAGGGGCUGCCCGCGGCGGCCAUGCUCAAUAGAAUAGGCGCGAACACCAGCGGUUACCUAAUCAACCUGCAUCCCGGUAACAUGCCCCAAACCACCUUCGUCGAAGCCAUGAAUUUUCCACAGGAAUUGAGGGACAGGCACGUUGCGGUAAACGUUUAUAGUUUCUUAAGGUUACAUUAUCAGGGUGAAUCUAGCGUGAUGAACAGUCUUUCCACGUCUAGAAAGACCGUCAGCGAUGGCGUUGAGCAGACGCGCGAGAAAACAACGGAAGAAUUGGACGGAGGAGCUAAGAGUAACGAAGUGACGGACGCGCAAGUUUUAGUGGCGAAAGCUGAGACGAAGGAAAAUGGUACGCUCCUCGGGAGCGACGCCGGGGAAGGUACCAAUGUUUUAAAACGUAAACGCGAGUCCGAGGAGCCCGACGGAGAGGAGGCGCCCGCGAAGAAGCCGAGGUGGCUGCUGGAGACGAAGCGCGCGGUGGACUUGUUAAGUAGCUCGAAGGCUCGCGGUUUAACUGUCGUCGCGAAGGAGCAUCCCUUGCAAAUCGUGAACGCGCUGCUGCCCUUCCUCGGGGUCUCGCGGCCCUUCGUCAUCUUCCACGCGCAUCGGGAGCCCCUGCAGGAGACUUACGUGGAACUGAAAAAGCGGGGCAACGCAAUGAACGUGAAACUGUUCACAAACUUUCUACGCUCGUAUCAGAUAUUGCCGAACAGGACGCACCCCGACAUUUUAACGAGCGAUACCAGCGGCUACAUUUUAACGGGUUAUCUAGUUAAGUAAUAUACAAAGUGUUUUAAUAAAUUUUGAUAGGGAAAAAAUUGGUUGACGCAGACGCGCGCACUCGAUAGCGCUCGAGCGCCAAAAGCUGACGCAACGUUAGCCGACGAACUUAUAAACGGAUUCCAAUUUUUAUUCAAAUAUAACUAUUACAUUGUGUA